AGGCCUACAACAGGGGGGGGGGAGUGAAAGGGUCGGCCAGGUUGCAUCAGACGUCGCCCCAUAUAAAUAGACGCCUCCCCAACCAACUUCACACACACCUUCAUCACUUCCAUUACAACACAUCUACUGAGAUGGCAUACAAGCUGAUCCUUUUGGCUGCAGUCGUGGCUGUGGCCCGCGCUGGAGUUGUCCCAGUUGCCCCCGCCUAUGCCGCCCCCGCAUACGCACAUGCCGCAUAUGCUGCCCCAGCAUACGCCGCCCCCGCCUACAAGGUAGCCGCCCCCGCCUACGCUGCACCCGCAUACGCCGCCCCCGCCUACGCCAAGGUUGCCGCCCCCGUCGCCUACGCACCCAAGGCCGUCGUCGCUGACGAGUACGACCCCAACCCACAGUACAGCUACGCCUACGACAUCCAGGAUGCUCUGACCGGAGACUCCAAGAGCCAGCACGAGAGCCGUCAAGGUGAUGUUGUCCAGGGCAGCUACUCCCUUGUUGAGCCCGAUGGCACCAAGAGGACCGUCGAGUACACCGCUGACCCACACAACGGAUUCAACGCCGUCGUCCACAAGGAGCCCGCUGGUCACCCAGUCGUCGCCAAGGUUGCCGCCCCCGUCGCAUACGCCGCCCCCGUCGCCAAGGUCGCCGCCCCCGUCGCAUACGCUGCCCCCGCAUACGCCGCUCCCGCAUACAAGGUUGCCGCCCCUGCUUACGCUGCCCCAGCCUACGCUUACCACCACUAAGUCAUCCUUCACUGUAAAUAAACCUUUCAUACUUCCAAAAACUCAUUACGACUUGUACAUGCCAUAUAUUUCUACUAUUAGAAUGUAAGCGUGUUUGUGUUCGUUGUUUUGUACCAAAACAAUAAUACAUAUUUAUGUAAAAAAAUAA
Messenger RNA from Nilaparvata lugens (brown planthopper), 888 nucleotides. Its product is annotated as cuticle protein 21. Gene Ontology annotation, cellular component: extracellular matrix. The record is from RefSeq and is a predicted model, not a curated record. NCBI's taxonomy places the organism in Eukaryota, Metazoa, Arthropoda, Insecta, Hemiptera, Delphacidae. The transcript is spliced from 2 exons. The coding region runs from base 132 to 740 and encodes 202 amino acids.